Molecule: messenger RNA, 645 nt
Organism: Peniophora sp. CBMAI 1063
Lineage: Eukaryota; Fungi; Basidiomycota; Agaricomycetes; Russulales; Peniophoraceae
Source: the annotation of a GenBank genome assembly
AUGAAGGUCUCCAUCUCCCUCACUACCCUUGCACUCGCUCUAUCAGCAUCCGCUGCACCUGGAACACUCAAGGAGAGAGACGAGGUCUACACUCCGGACCGCUGCAAGGAGGGGAGUUCUACGGCGGGUUACAUGAGGGAUAAGUUCCAUCCGUGGAUCGGGCAGCUCGUCAAGCCCUGUACUAGCCCGACGGACGGAAAGAACAUCUGGUCGAGCAGGACCUGCGUAACCGCCGCUAUCGCGAUGGGCCCUGCUGUCCUCACGGACUUCGCUGUCUGUGACAAGCCCGAUACUCUCGAGGAGACUGAGCAGCCCACUCUCGACUACAGUGUCUACGCGAGCAUCGUCGGCGAUUGCGCCUACGAUGCCAAGGCAUGCCCCAUCACUCGACAGAACCUCCUCGACCUCAUCUACAGCGAAUUGGACAAAGCUAGUGCGACUAUCUGGCCCGCUGAUGCUUCUGAGGUCGUCACGGACGUUAUUGGCCCUGUCAUGGAAUGGGCGACUGGCGACUGGUCGGGCACCGCCAGUUAUACGCGUUUCAACCAGUGGCUGCAUGUCUCGCCUUACCCGAGUAUCAUCGGGGACGACGAGCAUACUAGCGGCAAGACCUACUAUUACAACCACGAGAGCGACCACAACUAG